AUGGGGAAUUGCAAUGUUUUAGCUAAAUAAGAAGAAUUUUAAGAAUCUAGUAAAGAUUUAAAUUAUAAUAAUAGUGUAAUCCAUAAGAAAUUAUGAAAUUAUUGAAGUCUUAGGAAAAGGUGGUUUUGGAAAAGUUCUUAAAGUCAGAAGAAAAAAAAAUAACUAGUUGUUUGCCAUUAAGAAAAUGUCUAAAGCAAAGUAUUUAAUAUAAAAUAAACUAGAAUAAUUACUGAAAAAUGUAUAACAGCAAUUUUGAAUGAGAAAAAUCUCCUAAUUUAACUAAGACAUCCUUUUAUAGUGAAUAUGCAUUCUGCAUUCUAAGAUAAGGAAAGCCUAUAUCUAGUAUUAGACUUAUUAACUGGGGGAGACUUAAGAUUUCAUAUUUACAAGAACAAAAGGUUUUCAGAAUAAGAAGUGAGUAUGAAAAAUUGUUCAAUUAUAGAAUUUUUUGCUGCCUGUAUAAUUACUAGUCUAGAUUAUUUACAUUAGUAGGGAAUAAUUCAUAGGGAUCUAAAACCAGAGAAUCUCGUCUUUGAUGAUAAAGGAUAUUUGAGACUUACAGAUAUGGGAAUUGCAAGAAUUUGGAGACCUUAAAAUUCUUCAGAUGCAAGUGGUACACCAGGAUAUAUGGCACCAGAAGUGCUUUGUAGAUAAAAUCAUGGAAUUGCUGUAGAUUUUUUUGCUCUUGGAAUUAUUUUACAUGAAUGUAUGCUUGGUAAAAGACCUUAUGUUGGAAAAACAAGAUAAGAAAUACGCGAUUAAAUUCUUGCUCAUUAGGCUUAAAUUAAAAGGAUGGAUUUACCUGUUGCUUGGUCUCUUGAAGCAGCAGAUUUUGUGAACCAAGUAAUCAUUAUAAAUAAUACAAGUUAAUUUAAAGAAAACCUUAAAAUAGAUUAGGAACUAAUAAUCCUAAUGAUGUUAAAAACCAUCCAUGGUUUUCACAAUUUGAUUGGAAUUCAUUAUUAAAAAAGACAUUACCUCCACCAUACAAACCAAAACCAUAUUCAAAAUAAAAUAAUUUUUAUGAUUCUACUGAAACUCCUGAAGAUGAUAAUUUCGUUAUUCUGAGAAAUAACACUCUUAAUGGUAAAUUUAUAUAUUAAUAUAAGAAUAAUUUAAUUAAUAUUGCUAUAAUCCUGAGAUAUGUAUGUAAAAAUGA
Molecule: messenger RNA, 1159 nt
Organism: Paramecium pentaurelia
Lineage: Eukaryota; Ciliophora; Oligohymenophorea; Peniculida; Parameciidae
Source: the annotation of a GenBank genome assembly